AUUAUUUCCCUUUAACCGUCCAGCACAUCAAAUUUGGUAGUACGAUUUUGAUUUUCUUUUUCUUUUCCUCCCUUCCUUCCUCAAAACAAUCACCAAUUCACACACUAACUCCACUUCAUCAUCACAUGGUUCACAUCUCUCUCCCUAUAAAUAUAUAAAGUACACAACCCAAAAAUCACAAACUAUUUAUAAAAAAAAUGUUAACUCUGAAAGGAGGAAGCCGGCCACCAUGGGUAGGUUUAGGAGCAUCAGUUUGGGUUCAAAUUGCAUCGGGAAACACCUUUACUUUUCCUCUUUACUCACACUCUUUGAAAUCUGUUUUGGGUUUCAACCAAAGACAAGUUACUCUCCUUGGUGUUGCUAAUGAUAUUGGAGAAAACGUUGGCUUGCUUCCCGGAAUCGCUUGCAAUAGAUUCCCGCCUUGGCUUAUACUUUCCGUCGGCGCUUUUGCUUCUUUGGUUGGUUAUGGUAUUCUUUGGCUUGCUGUUACCCAAACACUCCCUAAUCUUCCUUACUUACUGCUUUGGUUUGCCCUUGUUAUUGCUUCCAACAGUAGUGCGUGGUUAACCACCUCGGUUCUAGUAACCAACAUGAGAAAUUUCCCUGUUAGUCGAGGCAAAGUGGCGGGAAUCCUGAAAGGUUAUGGAGGGCUUAGUGCUGCGGUUUUCACGCAAAUUUACAGCCUGCUGCUUCAUAACGAUUCUUCUAAGUUCCUCAUGUUGCUGACAAUUGGUAUUCCAGUUGUUUGUUUCAGUAUGAUGUUUCUUGUUAGGCCUUGUACACCGGCUUUGGAUGAAGACUCCACAUCUAGUUCUCAUUUUAUCUUUAUCCAAUGUGCUAGUGUCAUCUUGGGUGUAUAUCUUCUUGCCACCACAAUAUUUGGCAAUCUAAUUCUAUUAAGCGGUACAGUCUCCUAUAUUUUGGUGGCUGUGAUGGUUAUUUUUCUUAUGGCUCCAAUUGCUGUCCCCGUAAAGAUGACAUUGUAUCCUAAAAGAGUUUCAAAUUCAGAAUCUGAGCAACCACUCGGAUCUUCAGACUCUCUCGGUCAAGGAAAAGAUGACAAAAUAGAGCCGCUGCUAGGAUCUUCGUCAACAGGAGCCCUUGGGAGCUCGAACGAUGAUGAUUCAUCUGAGGUAGCUAUGCUUCUUGCGAUAGGUGAGGGAGCAAUAAAACAGAAGAAGAGAAAACCUAAACGUGGGGAAGAUUUUAAAUUUACCGAGGCUAUAGUAAAGGCUGAUUUCUGGCUACUGUUUUUUGUUUAUUUUGUCGGUGUUGGCACCGGGGUUACUGUCCUCAAUAAUCUAGCCCAAAUAGGUAUUGCACAGGGUGAGGAGGAUACUACAACUUUACUGUCAAUUUUCAGCUUUUGCAAUUUCGUUGGUCGGCUUGGUGGAGGAGUUGUUUCAGAGCAUUUUGUCCGUACCAAGUUGCUCCCAAGGACAUUCUGGUUGACAUGCACACAGACAAUCAUGCUAUUGGUAUAUCUUCUAUUUGCAUUUGCGGUAAACGGAAGCCUUUAUCCUGCAGUUGCAUUUCUUGGUGUCUGCUACGGCGUGCAGGUUUCCAUAAUGAUCCCUACAGUUUCUGAGCUUUUCGGCUUGAAGAACUUUGGCGUAUUGGGCAACGUCAUGUCUUUGGGUAAUCCACUUGGGGCAACCAUUUUCUCGGCUCUGCUAGCGGGUUCUAUAUAUGACAAAGAGGCGGCAAAGCAGCAUGGUCUUAACCUUCUUGCUGCUGAAGCUUCCUGCAUUGGCGCAGAUUGCUUUAAGCUGACAUUUUUCAUUCUUUCUGGUGUUUGUGCUGCUGGCAUCUUCUUGAGCGUUAUUCUAACUCUGAGAAUUAGGCCUGUUUACCAAAUGCUUUAUGCUGGAGGCUCUUUCAGAAUUCCUCAACCAUCUCCAAGUACCUAAGAAGGUAGUAUAGUUGAACAAUGAAUAAAAUCAGAACAAUCUUUGAAGUCAGUUAUAUACAUAGUUGAGCAACAACAAUGAGACCGCAUGUUUAGUUUUGUGAAGUUUUGAAAGUAUAUGCUUUCAACUUUACUUGCUUUUGGGAUUGUUUCUGAUGCAUUUGAUUUGGUUUUAUGCUCCCAACACCUUUUAGACAUGAAAAUUUGAACUACUAGUAAUGUUAUUUCUUGUAUUUUUGGGUUGCGGCUGGUAAUCAUACAAAAUUUUCUCCA
This is a messenger RNA of Lathyrus oleraceus (garden pea), 2182 nucleotides long. Its product is annotated as protein NUCLEAR FUSION DEFECTIVE 4. The transcript is spliced from 3 exons. Gene Ontology annotation, cellular component: membrane. Lineage: Eukaryota; Viridiplantae; Streptophyta; Magnoliopsida; Fabales; Fabaceae. The coding region runs from base 198 to 1910 and encodes 570 amino acids. The record is from RefSeq and is a predicted model, not a curated record.